UGCUAUCAGAGAAGGAGCGGAUGCUGAGACGUCUCGCUGUUUCCGAUACGAUUCUAGUGCAGUCGACAUAAUUACUGAUUUCGGAUUCCCUUUUUCGUCCAGACUCUACGUCAGGGCAAAGCGGCGGCGGCGGACAUAAAGGCGGAAAAUAGAGCGAAAUAUUAAGUGCCUGUUUUUGUACAUGAUCUGAGAUUGAGAAGCGGUUUCUCCCCCCUGCGCAGUCACGCACUGCGAGCGCCUCUGUGUCUGUUCACAUCACAUGCACAUGUUUAUCUUGUGAUUUCAGCUUAUACGUUUUUUAUCGUAAACAUAUGCAACACGUUGUUGGCAUCCAGAGCUUCAAAGAAUCUUCCGGCAGAGAGAGUUUUUUCCCAUGGAAUGACCUUCCUCCGCCUUCCAUGCCCCAUCGCCCUGCGGAGCCCCUGCCUGAUCGCCGGAGCGCCUCCUCUCAGUCAGGGGACACUCUGCUGACACCGGGCUGGCCCUCUGACCCUGCGAGGCGCUCUUGGACACCAUGCGCAGAUUCGCAUACUGCAAAGUGGUGCUGACCACCUCGCUGGUGUGGGUGCUGCUGGACGUCUUCCUGCUCCUCUACUUCAGUGAAUGCAACAAGUGCGAUGACCGGAAGGACCGAUCCCUGCUUCCUGCCUUGAGAGCAGUCAUGUCGCGGAGCCACGAAGGCCCCGGGGAGAUGGGCAAAGCUGUGGUCAUCCCCAAGGAGCACCAGGAGAAAAUGAAGGAGCUUUUCAAAAUCAACCAGUUUAACCUCAUGGCCAGCGACAUGAUUGCGCUCAACAGGAGCCUGCCCGACGUCAGGCUGGACGGCUGUAAGACCAAGGUGUACCCAGAUGAACUGCCCAACACCAGCGUGGUCAUUGUGUUCCACAACGAGGCCUGGAGCACACUUCUGCGGACCGUUCACAGCGUGAUCAACCGCUCACCCCGCCACCUGCUGCUAGAGAUCCUUUUGGUGGACGACGCCAGCGAGAGAGAUUUCUUGAAGGAAAAGCUGGAGAACUAUGUAAGGAUCUUGGACGUGCCGGUACGGAUCCUGAGGAUGGAGCAGCGCUCGGGCCUCAUCCGGGCCAGGCUGAGGGGGGCGGCGGCUACUCGGGGUCAGGUGAUCACCUUCUUGGACGCCCACUGUGAAUGUACGGCGGGCUGGCUGGAGCCGCUGUUGGCCAGGAUUAAAGAGGACAGGAAAGCUGUGGUGUGCCCGAUUAUUGACGUCAUCAGCGACGACACAUUCGAGUACAUGGCUGGGUCCGAUAUGACGUAUGGCGGGUUCAACUGGAAGCUGAAUUUCCGCUGGUACCCUGUGCCCCAGAGAGAGAUGGACAGGCGGAAAGGGGACAGGACGCUCCCUGUCCGAACCCCUACAAUGGCUGGAGGGCUCUUCUCUAUAGACAGAACCUACUUUGAAGAGAUUGGAACAUACGACCCUGGGAUGGAUAUCUGGGGUGGAGAGAACCUGGAAAUGUCCUUCAGGGUCUGGCAGUGUGGUGGCUCUCUUGAGAUUGUCACAUGCUCCCAUGUGGGACAUGUGUUCCGCAAGGCCACGCCGUACAGUUUCCCUGGCGGCACGGGUCAGGUCAUAAAUAAGAACAACCGGCGUCUAGCUGAGGUCUGGAUGGAUGACUUCAAAGAUUUCUUCUACAUCAUCUCGCCAGGUGUGGUCAAGGUGGAGUACGGAGAUGUCUCGUCCCGCAAAACCCUGCGAGAGGCGCUGCAGUGCAAACCCUUCUCCUGGUACCUGGAAAAUAUCUACCCCGACUCCCAGAUCCCGAGAAGAUACUUCUCGCUUGGUGAAAUCAGAAACGUGGAGACAAACCAGUGCCUGGAUAACAUGGGCAGGAAGGAGAAUGAGAAGGUCGGAUUCUUUAACUGUCACGGGAUGGGCGGGAACCAGGUAUUCUCUUACACUGCGGAUAAGGAGAUUCGCACGGACGACCUGUGCCUGGACGUCUCCCGGCUGAACGGCCCCAUCGUCAUGCUCAAGUGCCACCAUAUGAAGGGGAACCAGAUGUUUGAGUAUGACACGGAGCGUCUGACUCUUCUGCACGUCAACAGUAACCAGUGCCUGGACAUGCCAUCUGAGGAGGACAAGAUGGCGCCAACCCUGCGGGACUGCAGUGGCAGUCGCUCCCAGCAGUGGCUGCUGCGGAAUAUGACCCUGAGCUCCUGAGAGGACAUCGAGGAGGAGGAGGCGUCUCAGACCCCCACAGCAUUCCAGGCCGUUCUCCCACCCUCACUGCCGCCACGGCUGUCUCUUCUCUCGCACCUCAUGGCAGGGUCUACUUUCCACGCCGCGUGGUUUCCAUGGCUCAGAUGCUCAAAAAGGCUUUGAGGGUAGCGCCGGAGCUGAGCCGGUGCCCGGGCGUGUGGGUAGGGGGGUCAUCACCAGCAUAUGAAGCAAUGCGGAUGUUGGAACAGCUCCACCACUGAGGCUCAGAUGGUUCUUCACGCCAGCUUUUGUAUCCAUGUUUUGAGGGGUGGGUUGUAUAUCAUUUAAUAGGAGUCUUCAAGUCUUCAUAGGUAUCAUCCCGUGUACUUUAGCCGAGUCGUAUGCUGUAAGGACAGCAGGGACAUGACAUGCCUGAUGUGAAAAAUUGUUUAUUGUUCCCUUAAUUCAUAUCUGUGUUUCACGCUUUUCUGUGUUUUACAGUAACGAGUGUUAAGUCUAAGUUUACGUGAAAUAGGACAUAUUAUUAACAUUUGUUUGCGGUAUAAUUUGUCGGUAUGCUUGCAGUUGGAGAAAGCAUAUACUGUAUGUGUAGUAUGUUCAAUAUGUUCAUUGUAAAUGGAGAUGCCAUAACGUACUGGGAUAGGGUCUCUUAUUCCUCACUGAACGAAUGAUUCUGAUAGGUUGUCACUGAGUCAUAUUUUACAGUUCAAUAUAGAAAAUAUCCAAAAAUUUCCUCAAUUUGUCUGUUGAGAAAGCAGCAAAGUGAUAAUUGAAGUGGUUUUACAAAGAAGAAAUGCCAUCGAAUAUGUUAUUUCAUAUCUGAGUUUUUCGAUCAGGUUUUGCCUGGUUGCAUUCAUAUCAAGCUGUGAUACAUUUUACAAACGUGAUGCAGAUUCUCAGAUGUUCUCAAAAUUAUUUUGCACUAAUUCAUAGUGUUCCAAAGUUUUGUGUCUGUUUCUAGAGUGCUGCUAUAUGUAAAAUGUUCCAUAUUUUUUUUUAUUUUUGUCAAAAGUACAUAAAACUUUU
Scleropages formosus (Asian bonytongue) is the source of this 3211-nucleotide messenger RNA. It is a transcript of the gene galnt13, whose product is annotated as polypeptide N-acetylgalactosaminyltransferase 13. The record is from RefSeq and is a predicted model, not a curated record. The coding region runs from base 515 to 2185 and encodes 556 amino acids. Lineage: Eukaryota; Metazoa; Chordata; Actinopteri; Osteoglossiformes; Osteoglossidae. Gene Ontology annotation, molecular function: polypeptide N-acetylgalactosaminyltransferase activity. The transcript is spliced from 12 exons. Gene Ontology annotation, cellular component: Golgi apparatus. Gene Ontology annotation, biological process: protein O-linked glycosylation.